CUAGAACAAAAUAACAAAAUAUAAAUCAUAGUAAUAUUACUAUUUAUACCCAGUGAAUGAGAUAGCCACAACCAAACACACCACAAUAAAACCUAACACUUGCUGUAUUUCUUCUUCUAAAAGUCCACGUCAACAUUCCGGCAAUCUUCUCCGACCACUCUCUACUUCCGACCAUCAAUAAAACAUGAUCAAAAUAGAAUGAGAUUAGUAGUUCUAUCAUGUCAGUCUCGUGCUCCGACUGCUUCUCCGGCCUACUUUGCGACGAGGACUCCGACACUGUUUUCUCGUCCGACAUCGAAUCUCGGUACGCUGAUAUCGAUGAAUCUAUCGCUGGUCUUAUUGAAGAUGAGCGGAAUUUUGUGCCUGGAUUUGAUUAUAUUGAGAGGUUUCAAUCUCAGUCACUAGACGUUGCUGCUAGAGAAGAAUCCGUUGCAUGGAUUCUCAAGGUACAACGCCACUAUGGUUUCCAGCCAUUAACGGCGUAUCUCGCCGUUAAUUAUUUUGAUCGUUUUCUCUACUCUAGAAGCUUGCCGCAAACAAACGGUUGGCCGCUGCAACUAUUGUCGGUUGCUUGCUUAUCUUUAGCUGCAAAAAUGGAGGAACCUCUUGUUCCUUCUCUUUUGGAUCUUCAGGUUGAAGGUGCAAAGUAUAUAUUUGAACCCAAAACCAUACAAAGAAUGGAGUUUCUUGUACUGAGAAUAUUAGAUUGGAGGCUCCGAUCCAUAACCCCGUUUAGCUACCUCAGCUACUUUGCCUAUAAACUUGAUUCAGUAGGAACUUUCACUGCCUUCCUUAUUUCAAGGGCUUCUCAGAUUAUCCUCUCAAAUAUUCAAGAAGCUAGCUUUCUUGAGUAUUGGCCAUCAUGCAUAGCUGCAGCUACAAUACUUUGUGCAGCUAAUGACCUUCCAAAUUUCUCUCUCGUGAACGCUGAACAUGCUGAAUCUUGGUGUGAUGGACUACACAAAGAUAAAAUCGUGGGGUGCUACAAAUUAGUGCAAAAGUACGCGAUUGCAUUAAGACCUCGGAGAUUUCCAAGAGUUAUACCACAGGUACGAGUCAUGACUCGGGCUAGUACUACUGUAGCAUCCAGUGACUCAUCACCCUCCUCGUCGUCGUCAUCAUCUUCCUCCACAUCUUAUAAAAGGAGAAAACUAAGUAACAGCUGGUGGAGUACUACAGAUGAUGAUAGAGCAAGUUCGGAAUAAUAUAAGUAAUGUGUGGGAAAUUAAGAAUAAGGGGCUACAAGGAAAAAAAGGAAGUGGUGGACCAAAAGUGAUCUAAGAAUCCUCAGUCAUUUUUUCAUCUUUGAGGAGUGAUGUAGAUUAUAUUUAGUUGAUAUAAUGUGCCAUUCAUUAAAUGGCUUUGCAGAUUCCCAAGGGAAGGGGAUUUGGUACAUAGUAUUUUGGUGUGAGAAAGGUGAAAAAGAAAGAGAAAGAAGAGAUUGUUUAAUUAUAGCAUGCAUUAGUAGUAGUAAGUGGAGUCAUGUAGUGUGAAUGAAGUGGGGUUUGCGAUUGAAUUCAAAGGGAGCAUUGAUUAUUAUUGAAUGAAAAGAGGAGAUGGUGGGGCCUAUUUGCUAAGGAUUGGAGAAGAGAAAAUUAAAUCAAUGGAGUUGUGGCAAAAAAAUAAUUGAAAUUUUGGGCAAAUCCAUUGAUGAAUAAUUCAAGAAAGCUCUUGAUAUAUAACUAUAGGGCCACCAUUAUUGCUUCCAACUUCUACACUAGCUCCAAGAUAAUGAAUGAAAAUCAACAAUUCACUCAAGGAGAAAAAAACAAGGGUCAUUCAACUUCAUAAUAACAUUUGGCUCUGUAUAAUCAGAACUUUGGUUUGAGGUGUGCUCUACACAGCGUGUAUGUGUGUUUUUUUGGCGGGAUUUUGCCUUUUUUUCUGGGUCCUAACCAUAUACUGGACUAUUUUGAAUUUUUCUUCAAACGUGUAAUGGAUACACGUGUGUAUUCUUUUAAUUUUUUGAUAAAGAGGAGGUGAUAUGAAAAAAAAAAGCCUCCUCUGAUUUUCCGGCCAAAAUUUGGCCUAACCAUAAAAAAGGUCUUUGGGGCCUUUUCUCAGUGUGUGCUUGUAUUUGGCUUCAUGUGUCAAACAUGAUGUUACAUCUAGUAUAUAUGAAUAAUAAGCUGUUUCCUAUUUUUAUUUGGA
This is a messenger RNA of Lycium ferocissimum, 2151 nucleotides long. Its product is annotated as cyclin-D1-1. Gene Ontology annotation, molecular function: cyclin-dependent protein serine/threonine kinase regulator activity. Gene Ontology annotation, biological process: mitotic cell cycle phase transition; regulation of cyclin-dependent protein serine/threonine kinase activity. The coding region runs from base 219 to 1205 and encodes 328 amino acids. Gene Ontology annotation, cellular component: cytoplasm; cyclin-dependent protein kinase holoenzyme complex; nucleus. Lineage: Eukaryota; Viridiplantae; Streptophyta; Magnoliopsida; Solanales; Solanaceae. The record is from RefSeq and is a predicted model, not a curated record. The transcript has 6 exons.